Messenger RNA from Wickerhamiella sorbophila, 612 nucleotides. RefSeq names its product 54S ribosomal protein L20, mitochondrial. Gene Ontology annotation, molecular function: structural constituent of ribosome. The record is from RefSeq and is a predicted model, not a curated record. Bases 1 to 612 code for a protein of 203 amino acids. Gene Ontology annotation, cellular component: mitochondrial large ribosomal subunit. NCBI's taxonomy places the organism in Eukaryota, Fungi, Ascomycota, Dipodascomycetes, Dipodascales, Trichomonascaceae. The transcript has a single exon.
AUGCUCGACAAGCUCGCUGAGCUUUGGAGAUCUAAAGUCCGAUUAAUCAUCACAGGGAAACUUGAUUUUUCACCAGCGGAAAAGAUGUUUCGUCGGCUUUACUCUACGGCUAGAGCCCACAAAACCCCAGUGAAGACCCGAUUCCCUACAAAGUACAACCCUGUACGAAGUGCUUACAAGCAGAAAAUUCUUCUGCCCGAGGGUCUUGUCUAUAAUCCCAGCCCGGCAGCCCCCACCGCAUGGGAGACUCCUGCUGCCUUCGUUCCGAAGAGCGACAAACGCACUGUGUUGAAAGAUGCCAAGCCAUAUGAUAUUGCCAACAUGCCAGCACUGAAAACACCAGCAGAAAAGACGACCAACCUGACGGAGGCCGAUGCCAUCGAGAUCCAGCGUCUACGAAACGAGGAGCCCGAAAAGUGGACUCGUAAGGCUUUAGCGAGCAAGUAUUCUGUUUCCGAGCAUGUCAUUGGCAUUUUGUCGAAGCCCAACGCAGAGCGGGCCCAGGAAAUGAACUCCAGACUCGCCACUAUCAAGAGCAUCUGGAACGACAAGCGCACUCGUGCUCGCGAGCACAGACAACGCCGCAAGGCCUUUUGGCUUCGCGAUGCAUAA